Molecule: messenger RNA, 1353 nt
Organism: Postia placenta MAD-698-R-SB12
Lineage: Eukaryota; Fungi; Basidiomycota; Agaricomycetes; Polyporales; Adustoporiaceae
Exons: 9
Coding region: 1-1353 (450 amino acids)
Source: RefSeq, a predicted model, not a curated record
AUGACAUGGAUCUCCGUGAAGAAGGCGAGCAAUGCCCACUCAGCGACCUUGCGCAGCACCCGGUGCAGAACGUACGCGUCUGGCAUGCGGAACGUCGCCAAGAUGGUGAAAGUCGUAGACCUCCACCUCGGGCUAUCAAACACCUUGGAUGCACAACAACAGGCCAUGCUCAUUCCUCGUCUCGCCGUGGUAGAAGGAGCUUGCGUCCAGUCCGGCACAUUAUUCCUUCUGUUCCCCUUGGAGCUACCCACCGGAAAGCUGUUCAUUCUGGAUUACCUCCACUACGUGCAGAUUGCCGGUAUCCUCCUCUACGUAGUUUCACUUUUCAUGCUCUUCCUCACCAAUGUCACGCAGUAUCAUCAGUCGAACAUCUUGCAAGGCAUCGGAAUGGUUCUGGGCGUAGGCAUGCUGCUGUUGUCAAUGACCUCUCUUCAAUCCCAUAAUUGGAAGCAACACCAUGCAUUCGUCAUGGGUACCAUCCUCGCAGCCCGUACCCCGUCGCCCGCGCUGACCAACUACCGGGCACUGACCACGCAUGUCCGCUUCACCCCUGCAGAUUGCAAUCCUCAAUGUGGGCUCGUUUUCGGGCGACCACUCCCAAGCCGGCUUGCCGACUCGUUCGGGAAGAUCAAUCUGAUCUGUACGGUGUCUGUCGUGAGCACCGCGCUGCUUUUUUCCCUGUUCGGAAUCAAGUCCGAGGCCGUGGUCAUUGUGUUCGCAAUUCUGUACGACGUUUUCUCCGGGGCAGAGUCUUUCCCGCAGACGCGUGCUAUCCUACCGCCACUCGGUACCCUCUUCGGCACACCCCUGAGCGCAUCUUACACUGCCUCUUCAAUGUUCGAAGCCCUACCCACGUUCCUGCCCUCUGCACUACUGUCUCCCGAGCCCGGCAUAACGCCACGAGGCAAUCGCGAGGCGGGAGACUUCUUGAUGUUCGCGUUCGGGCCUGUACUCUCCGCGCUCUCCCAUCCAUCCCCACGAAAUCUACGAGGUAUACUGGAUUCUCAGACUACUCUAGGUCGGUCCGCGGUCCUCCUACUGCAUAUAUUCUCCAACGCUACCACUGGUGUGGGAGGUUGCUCUCAUCUCAACUGCCGUAUCUCGCUUCACAUGAGGUCCUCCGAUUACCCGAGGAACUGCGCGCCAGCAGCAGGAAGCCGCUACUUCUACUAUGUCAAGAGACACUCGGCAAACAAGAUCACUUAUAGUCCCGUGAGCAAUUACGUUGCUCGGCUAUCUAUACACCUCAGACUGCUGGCGCGACUGAACAAUAAGGUCAUGCAUUCGAGAACAACGCCAGAGCGCCCGAAUGACUCGCUAACCAAAAACACGAUGCAGCCGUCUCAUUCGUAG